Messenger RNA from Dacryopinax primogenitus, 1434 nucleotides. Its product is annotated as ThrRS/AlaRS common domain-containing protein. Lineage: Eukaryota; Fungi; Basidiomycota; Dacrymycetes; Dacrymycetales; Dacrymycetaceae. The record is from RefSeq and is a predicted model, not a curated record. The transcript has 3 exons. Gene Ontology annotation, molecular function: Ser-tRNA(Ala) deacylase activity; nucleotide binding. The coding region runs from base 1 to 1434 and encodes 477 amino acids. Gene Ontology annotation, biological process: regulation of translational fidelity.
AUGGCAGUCGCAUCCCCCAUCCUUCCACCGCUCCCUGCUCAUCUCAUCGCACCUUCUAUACCUAACGACUACCUUCGCCCAUUCUCGUUCCCUCUUCCGAAGCAUAAGUUUGUAGGAGUGCUCGCCUGCCAGCGAGACCCACUCCUCAAAGAACUGGAUACAAAAGUCACACGAUGUGAGAAACGAUCUGCACCUGCACCAGCUACGGGCAAGGGAAGCGGCAAAGGCCAGAAGGGGAAGAAAGACGAACCAGUCGUAGAGCUCUGGGAAGUCGAACUAGAGGAUACCGUGCUCUUCCCCGAAGGCGGCGGACAGCCCUCAGAUACAGGGACGAUCGUCGACCUCACCAGCGGCACCUCUGUCAAAGUAGAAAAGAUACUCCGACACGGGCUAACAGCAGUGCACUACUGCCUCUCCCCGCUCCCUGUCGGCACCAGCGUGCGCAUACAUGUUGACUGGGACCGCAGGUGGGACCACAUGACUCAGCAUACAGGCCAACACGUCCUUUCCGGGCUAUUUGACACCCUCUCCCUACCCACGCUCAGCUGGUCUCUCACCCCAUCCCCCCAAGCGUGCUAUAUCGAGCUCCCGCGCACGCCAACAGCGACCGAGCUCGCCCACGUACAAGAGUCCGCCAACCAGCUCAUACGCGCCAACACACGCGUACACGUCUCCCUCUCCCUCUCCGACAGUGCCUCGCGACCCAAGAGCAUGCCGGAAGACUACGUCGGCGGGGUAGUACGCGAGGUAGACAUCGUAGGUGUCGACCGAGGGCCGUGCUGUGGCACCCACCUCCCUUCGCUCGCUCCGCUGCAGAUGGUGUACGUCUUCCCCUGGACUACGAGUGUGAGGGGUACGAGCGCGAGAGUGUACUUCGCCGUUGGCCCGAGGGUGCUGGCUGCUCUCGCCCCCGCGGCGGAGGGGCUUAGGCAGGUAGGGCUGGAAUUGGGCUGCGCGCAGACGGAGGCAGUAGACAAGGUUCGGGAAGUCAUUGGGCAAGGGAAGGACGCGCGAAAGCGGGAGCAGCGGGCGAGAGAGGAACUGGCGGGGUACGUCACCCGUGAGGUGCUUGAUGCGGCUGAGACGGUAGAUGGGGUGCUCGUGGGCACUCUUUUCCGCCAAGAAGAGGACAGUCCCGCAUCCCUCGAGUUCCUCAGUAACGUCUCCUACCGCAUUAAAGACUUGCUCGAAGCGCGCGGUACUACUUCCUACCUGUUCGCUUUGGCCUCCAGUGGUCCGGGAGGCAGCCCACUGGUGAUAUUCGGCAUGCCGGAAACGGGGGUGGUCAGAGCGGGGGAACUGGUGCGCGAGAAGCUGGGAGGGGUGAAAGGCGGAGGGAGGGGCAGGUGGCAGGGGAAGAAGGCGGAGGGCAAGUGGACGGAGGAGGAGGAGAAGGUGGUGGGGGAGAUCGUUAGGCAGGCUGCGGGCUUAUAG